AUGAGUUUUGAUGAUUGUAACUAUCAUCCCGAGAUGUUGACAUCUUCAGGAUAUUUAAAGCAUCAUGCUUACCUGAGUGUUAGACCCACUCCCGAAUCAGUUGCGCGUUUAAAGCGAAAUGGCAUCAUUUAUAAACCUGGAAAGUUCACGAAAGAAGAAGACGAUAUUAUAAAGAGGAACUGGGAAGCUUAUAGGGAUGAAAAUAACUUGACAGACGACAGCGUCGACCUCUUCUUACCUCGAAUUGGUGAAACUGAGAGAAUAGAGAAAUGGGACUUCAUCAGAAAAACCGCUUUCUAUCCAAAGAUAUGUAAAGGACUGCUUAAUAGAUAUGGUCAACAAAUUGGAGUGCGUUUCUUCAAGUUGUAUGAUCAGGCUAUUCGAAAAGGUUACAAGCAAAUAUCUUAUGAUAAAAAACAUGUUCAAUCAGAGCACAAGGAUAGUAUAAUUUACUUACGAUUCCAAAAGAAGAAAUCCAUGUAUUCAAUCGCUGAGAAAUUCCGUUUGACUGUUACGGAAGUUCGGAACACUUGCACGAAGUUCCUGAUUGAGAAUAAACGUGUUUCAAACAGAAUGUAUAAAAAAUUUUUAAAAACCAUGGAGAAUCAAGCUGGAAGAGAAAUUGUUGAAAAAAUAUUUCAAAAGAGUGCUGAAGGAAACCUUACAGAAGCAUUGGCGCUCUCUUCAGAUCUUCCUUUCAAGGCAGUUGCAGAUGAAAUGAAGAAAUCUAUAGAAAGUUUAAAGGAUAAUUGGAACUUCAUCCUCAAAGUGAUGGCAAGACUGUGCAUACACUUCAAAUCUUCCGGAAGUACCGAUGAAGAAGCUUAUAACAAAGCUUUAAGAUGUAUAAUAACUAAGAAAAAACCCAAACUUACUAACGAGCAGUUUGCAAAAUUCCUCAAACUUCUACUAAAACAAUUAAACCCGGACAGCGUGUAUACUGGAGCAGUCAGCUAUAAUUUCGAUAGGUUAGAGUUGCAGAAACAAUGCAUCAAACAUAUGAUUUUCCUAUUCCAUACUAUUUAUAAGGAAACUGAUGCUUUGCUGAAGAUUGUAGUGAGUAUGCUAAACCACAUCCGAUACAUAUGCGAACACGUCGACCCCCCCCACGUGUCCUUAUACGACAGAGUAGCUAUUCUAUACGAAUACUACAACAACAUUUCUGAUUUGGUUGAAGAAGCGGAACCUUCUGACAAGUUGUGGCCACUGUAUCGUGAUCCUCUGUUGGAUACGAUGGCGGUCUUGCUCUCUAAGAAGGUAGAAGAAACCACAGUACCGCGGAAAUGGAAAAAAUAUAUGAAAGAAGAGCAUCAUGAACGCUGCAGAUAA
Molecule: messenger RNA, 1329 nt
Organism: Auanema sp. JU1783
Lineage: Eukaryota; Metazoa; Nematoda; Chromadorea; Rhabditida; Rhabditidae
Source: the annotation of a GenBank genome assembly